Messenger RNA from Pongo pygmaeus (Bornean orangutan), 1582 nucleotides. RefSeq names its product guided entry of tail-anchored proteins factor 1 (gene GET1). NCBI's taxonomy places the organism in Eukaryota, Metazoa, Chordata, Mammalia, Primates, Hominidae. Gene Ontology annotation, molecular function: protein-membrane adaptor activity. Bases 92 to 727 code for a protein of 211 amino acids. The record is from RefSeq and is a predicted model, not a curated record. The transcript is spliced from 6 exons. Gene Ontology annotation, cellular component: GET complex. Gene Ontology annotation, biological process: tail-anchored membrane protein insertion into ER membrane.
CUUGGUUUCACCGCGCAGGCGCGGUCGACGCUGUUGUUGUGGUCCCCAUGGAGCUGCCGUAGCGGACCCAGCACAGCCAGGAGCGUCCGGAAUGAGCUCAGCCGCGGCCGACCACUGGGCGUGGUUGCUGGUGCUCAGCUUCGUGUUUGGGUGCAAUGUUCUUAGGAUCCUCCUCCCGUCCUUCUCAUCCUUCGUAAGUGGCUGCCUGGCCUCCCAAGGGCCGGUGGGGAUGCCGCCCCAGUCCCCCGGCAGGUCUGGCGUAGGUAGUGAGUACAUUACCUCCGUCUCACGGCUGCUGGGAGAGAUGUCCAGGGUGCUACAGAAGGAUGCGGAGCAGGAGUCACAGAUGAGAGCGGAGAUCCAGGACAUGAAGCAGGAGCUCUCCACAGUCAACAUGAUGGAUGAGUUUGCCAGAUACGCCAGGCUGGAAAGAAAGAUCAACAAGAUGACGGAUAAGCUCAAAACCCACGUGAAAGCUCGGACAGCUCAAUUAGCCAAGAUAAAAUGGGUGAUAAGUGUCGCUUUCUACGUAUUGCAGGCUGCCCUGAUGAUCUCACUCAUUUGGAAGUAUUAUUCUGUCCCGGUGGCUGUCGUGCCGAGUAAAUGGAUAACCCCUCUAGACCGCCUGGUAGCCUUUCCUACUAGAGUAGCAGGUGGUGUUGGAAUUACCUGUUGGAUUUUAGUCUGUAACAAAGUUGUGGCUAUUGUGCUUCAUCCAUUCAGCUGAACAGGAAGAUGGAUACAGCUAUGAGACUUUAAAAAUGGAUUUUCUCUUAUUAGGUUAAAAAUCUGAUUUACACUGUUUUGUUUUUUAAGAAACAAAAGUGCACAGUUUAGAUUUUUUUUUGUUGAAUAUGUAUGUUCUUGGACUUUAUGAGAGAGUCUUAUAAGAAUCAUGAUUUUCUACACCUGUCAUUGAGCCAAGAAAGUCCAGUUUAUGACACGUAUGUUCUAGCGGACACCGUCCUAGAUCUGUACGAAACGUGAAAUGUUUAGGGACAUCUCCGUGCUGUCACUUGUGAUUUGCCCUUUUAUGUAUUUUGGUCAUAUUGCCAACUGGAAAGUCAAAGUUUUCUAACAACUUUAAGUAAGUUCUUUGAAGACUUAGUGCUGUUUUUAAUCCAGUUUAGAAAGUAACUUAAUUUUAAUACCACUACUAAAAAUUCGAAAAUUUCUUCUUUAAUCACAUUCAAUGUGGUUAAAAGAACAACACUAAUUGACAUUGCGUGGGCUUUGUCUCCCUUUCUUUAAAAUGUCAUUUGUUGAACAAGAGUUGUAUAGUAUUAUCUAUUUACUUGAGGCUGUUAAUUUUUCAUUACAGUGUUUUGUAGUAUCCACGAGACCAUGAUGCAUUGUUUUGUGCUCAACUUGUGUUUUGUAUUUAAAGCAUUUUGAAUGAGGUGCAUUUUAUAAGCAUUUAAUAUUUAUUAUGCUCUUUAGAAUGGAACACAGAAAACAAACCUUAUAAGGCCUGAUUAAAUUAAUCUGAACCAAUAACCUGUGUGGCCCAAAAAGUAUAAUUCUGUUAAAUGUUCCUUAAAACACUUUUUUCUAAUUAAAAUCUUUGCAAGUGCUUGUGUAA